GUCGGGUCAUUACUAAAAAAUUGUCUAUGUAAAGGCAUUAAUAUGGAAAUAAAGAAGUAAUAGGAGUUUUAAACAUUUACAUGGAUAUGAAAAUGUGUUUUCGUGAUAAUUUUUCUUUCGUUUUCUGUCGACAUUUGGAAUAUAAUUUGCUAAAGAAUUUUAGAAUUACAAUUUAGAAUAUUAAAAGUUUUAUGCACUUCGGCGAUUUGUGAAUUGUGGUUUAAUAGUUAAAGAAAUACUUUUACUAUGAGUAAAUUUGUGAAAAAAGUGAUUGAUGAAUUAAUUGAACAGAGUUAAUUGCGCAUAUUUUCCGAAACCAAUGUGCUCAUUACAUAUAAUAUGCAUUAGUUAUAACUAAAAUCUUUAUUUUUAUAUGUAAGUGUAUAAGCGUUUUGUUGUCAUCAGGAAUUUCUUGAAGUGAGAGUGAUUUUUUCCUGAAAUUAGGAGAAAGUUCACUUCUCCCACAUUUUUUCUAUUAUGUGAGUGGAAAUGCGCCAAAAUCAGCAAAGUCAGUGUAGUGAAAAUUGAAAUUUUACCAAGUUGUUCUUGGCGCUUUUUGCAAAAGCAUAAUCUUCUUAAUAAUUCUUAAUCUUGUAAAACAAUAUGCCAGUUGACCGCAAGUGUUUUGUGCCCGGAUGUGGAAAGAAUACCGUAAGGAAUCGAGCAUCUAAGUUCCACCAACUUCCCAAAAAUGAGGAACUUUCGAAGAAGUGGAAGGAGAAUAUGAGGUUAAGCGAUCCGCUGCCCAAAUUAGUAUAUGUUUGCGAUAGCCACUUUGAAGUGGAGGCUAUGGGCAGAAAACAGCUAAAGAAAAAAGCCGUACCCACAGUGAACCUAGUUCAUACAACGGUGUCACAGCUGUCUGGAGUCUUACCAGGAAAUAAUGUCACCCGAGAAUAUGAAGUAUUAGAGCAGGUGUGUACAGCUGGCGUUGGGCUCAUGUGGAAAGUCUACAAUGGCUAUAAAAAGAGCACAAAACAGGAAGUGUCUGUAUUUGUAUUUGAAAAGAAAUUAUUGGAGCGUUGGUCAAAAGAUGAUAGGGAAACAAUGUUGGAAACACUAAGACGUGGAGUGCAGCAAUUGACAAAAAUACGACAUCCCCAUGUAUUGACAGUGCAGCAUCCGUUAGAGGAGUCACGCGAUUCUUUGGCAUUUGCCACAGAGCCCGUUUUCGCAUCUUUGGCAAAUGUAGUUGGAGAUCAAGUACGCUCGGAUAAAAAGCUCUAUGAUGUGGAAAUACGUCAUGGUCUUUUGCAACUUUUUGAUGGCUUAUCUUUUCUUCAUAAUGAUGCCAAAAUCGUACACCGUAAUAUUUGCGCAGAGACAAUUGUGAUUAAUAAAAAUCGUAGUUGGAAGUUAUUUGGGUUUGACUUUUGCAUUGCUAAUCAGCCAGCAGUUGAUGGUAAACCCUUUUGGCCAUGUCGUGAAUAUUCCACAUCAGUGCAUGUAUUAGCACAGCCAAGUUUGGAGUAUUGUGCACCGGAAAUAGCGUUGAAUACUAUAAAUAGCACCGAAAGUGACUUAUUUUCAUUAGGUGUAUUAAUAUUCACAAUCUAUUCGGGGAAACCGUUAAAAUCGUUUGGAAGUGAUUAUAGCACAUUUCGUCGGUACGCUGCCGAUCUUAACCAACGAAAAUAUCCGCCAAUGAAUUGUAUUCCAAAUGAAAUGCUUGAAAGCUUAAGAUCAUUAUUACAUCCUAGCCCACACAUGCGCUCACCAUUACACGAAUUGAAACAGAUCGCUUAUUUCCAAGAUGUUGGCGUUAAGACCCUGAGCUACUUAGAUUCCUUAUAUCAAUGGGAUAAUUUACAAAAAUCUAAAUUCUAUAAAGGUCUUCCACAAAUUAUACCAACUUUACCACAUCGCGUUAAUUUACAUUCCAUAUUACCAUAUCUGGUAAAGGAAUUUAUAAAUUCACCAAUGAUACCGUUCGUUUUACCCAAUGUGCUAUUAAUUGCUGAACUGAGUAGUCAAAAAGAGUAUUGCGAGCAUAUUCUUCCACAUCUUAAACCAAUUUUCAAAUUGACCGACCCUAUACAAAUCUUACUAAUUUUCAUGCAAAAAAUGGAUCUCCUUUUGAAGUUAACACCUGCGGAAGAGGUAAAAUUACAUGUACUACCUUUGCUUUAUCGCUCAUUGGAAUGUGAUAUGCCGCAAAUUCAAGAGUUGUGUUUGGCUGUGUUACCUACCUUUUCCAAUUUGAUCGAUUACAACGCCAUGAAAAAUGCUGUGAUACCGCGAAUUAAAAAACUUUGCCUUACCAGCACCAACGUGUCGGUAAAAGUAAACUGUUUAAUAUCAAUUGGUAAACUUCUAGAGGACUUAGACAAGUGGUUGGUGCUCGAUGAAAUAUUACCCUUCUUGCAGCAGAUACAAAGUCGUGAACCUGCCAUUAUAAUGGCUAUAAUUGGUAUAUAUAAAAUUGCCAUGACAAACACUAAGUUGGGCAUAACUAAAGAUGUGAUGGCGCAUAAAUGUAUACCGUUUUUGAUGCCACUGAGCGUGGAGAACGGCCUAACAAUUGCACAAUUCAACACUAUUGUGACAUUGAUUAAGGAAAUGUUUAGUCGCGUGGAAAAGGAACAACGUGAGAAGUUGGAGCAACUGUCAACCAUUCAAAGAGAAAACAAGCCACGUGAUGCUGCUGAGAUUUUGACAACAGAGUUGGAACAGAAGGAUUCUAAAACGAAUACCAGUCUUAAUAGUAACAGUGAUGAUGACAUGUUUUCUGGUUUCUCCAUUUCGCAGUCUACGAAGAAGUUAAGCUCAACUACACCUCCAAGUCAACAGCAAAAGCAUAAAACGAUCAACGAUUCACUUAAAAUAUCCCACAGCGCAGCACCCAAACCUGACAUCCUUUCCUCCUUGAUGAAUUCGAAUCUUACAAAUUUGAGUAGUAAUUCAUCGCCAAAGUCUAGCGCAGCUCCCAUUGGUACUGCAGUGUCACCAAUUGUGAAUCCUUACGCUUUAGGAGGUAGCAGUGGCAACAAUUUGACUAAUCAGAAACAAUCGCGAUCAAAUGAUAGCUGGACUAACAAUUGGCACAGCGCCAAUCCAUUAGUAAUGAAUCAUCAACUCGCAUCGCCACAAGCUGCUAAUAGCAGUAGCAAUAAUAAUUCAUCAUUGGAUAAUUUGGAUCCAUUUGGGAAUAGUUCUAAUAUUGCCGGUACCAGUAAGCAACAACGACCUGCAGUAAAUUAUAUUUAUCCAACUGGAUAUAAUGGCGGUGGUAGUGCUGGCUUAAGCAAUGGCAAUAAUCUGAAAAACAUGAAUAUGAAUAAUUUAACGCCACUGUUACCCCAACAGAAGACAGCACAGCAGCAAGCACAGGAUAAUAAAAAUUUGAAUACUUUAUCGCAGCAAGACAUUUUAAGUUUUCUUAAUUAGUUGACUUACGUGUUGAGUACAGUUAUAUAGCAACUUAUCGGCUAUAUGCUAUGUGCAAUUUAUCACACUGAUUCACAUAUGUAUGUAUAUAUAUACAUUUCACUUACGGCCAUUUGAAAUAUCAAAGACAAUUCCGUAAGCAAUAACGAAAUAUGAAAUGUUUUAAGAAUAUGGAAUAAUUUUUUUAGCUUAUAGAAAACCGAGUGGAAUAUGGUGAACGUAUGUAUUGUGGGUGUUUUUGUUUUCUUGAUUUUCAUUUGUUUGUUAACAUAUAUAUUAGUAUAAUUCUUGAGUAAUUUUCAAAUCGUGCAUGCCUUCAUUUUUAUUUCAUGACUAAGUGAAAAAUAUUUGUAGCUGAAGUGCGAAUAAAGAAGUCAGUAAUUUUGAAAUUUUAGUUUUUGAAACAUUUUAAUUUCAAUUUUUCAUUGUAAUUUACUUAAUUAUUUAGAAAAGUGAAUUUAAUUUGAUUUUGCGCCAAUAAUCACUGGGUUUUCGCCACACGUAAUAAAAGUAUUCAUAAGAAUUAAUGGUGGUUGAAAUUGUAUGGAAAUGAAAACAUUAAUCAUCAGAUAUAUUUGAACAAAAAUGUAUAUUGGAUAAAACAUAUUGCACUGCUACUAACAUUUUUCGUGUAAAAAGUAAUAGUUUUAAAGUAUAUAUUUUAACCAUCAUUGUAUGUGUGUUGAACUAUGUAUGAAAUUGUAUUUUUUAAACUUCGAAUCCUCUUAGACAAUUUCCGUUUCCAUUUUUUCUGUUCCUGUAUUAUCAUUUAAAAUAUGUAAUUGUAAUUACACAACAAUAUAAAUAGUACAUAUAUAAUAUUAAUUAUAUACAUAUAAAAAAUCGAUAUCAUAAAUACAAUGAACAUUAACAUAUUUAUCAAAUAUGUACUGACCUUUCGCUCAAAUAAAUGUAUCAAAAUCA
Ceratitis capitata (Mediterranean fruit fly) is the source of this 4311-nucleotide messenger RNA. Its product is annotated as SCY1-like protein 2. Gene Ontology annotation, molecular function: protein kinase activity; ATP binding. Bases 604 to 3387 code for a protein of 927 amino acids. NCBI's taxonomy places the organism in Eukaryota, Metazoa, Arthropoda, Insecta, Diptera, Tephritidae. Gene Ontology annotation, biological process: protein phosphorylation. The record is from RefSeq and is a predicted model, not a curated record. The transcript has 7 exons.